AUGAAAAAUCAGUAUGACAAUAGUCACCUCGCUACCAACCUUCAGUAUGACAAUUGUCACCUCGCUAACAACCUACAAUAUGACAAUAGUCACCUCGCUACCAACCUUCAGUAUGACAAUUGUUACCUCGCUACCAACCUACAGUAUGACAAUAGUCACCUCACUACCAACCUACAUUAUGACAAUUUUCAUCUCGCUACCAACCUACAGCUUGACAAAAGUCACCUCGCUACCAACCUUCAGCAUGACAAUAGUUACCUCGCUACCAACCUACAGUAUGACAAUAGUCAACUCGCUACCAACCAUCAGCAUGACAAUAGUCACCUCGCUACCAACCUACAGUAUGACAAUAGUUACCUCGCUACCAACCUACAUUAUGACAAGUGUCACCUCGCUACCAACCUACAGUAUGGCAAUAGUCACCUGGCUACCAACAUUCAGCAUGACAAUAGUUACCUCGCUACCAACCUACAGUAUGACAAUUGCCACCUCGCUACCAACCUACAGUAUGACAAUAGUCACCUCGCUACCAACCUAUAUUACCUCGCUACCAACCUACAGUAUGACAAUAGUCACCUCGCUACCAACCUACAGAAUGACAAUAAUUACCUCACUACCAACCUACAGUAUGACAAUAGUCACCUCGCUACCAACCUACAGUAUGACAAUAAUUACCUCACUACCAACCUACAGUAUGACAAGUGUCACCUCGCUACCAACCUACAGUAUGACAAUAGUCACCUCGCUACCAACCUACAGUAUGACAAUAGUUACCUCGCUACCAACCUACAUUAUGACAAGUGUCACCUCGCUACCAACCUACAGUAUGGCAAUAGUCACCUGGCUACCAACAUUCAGCAUGACAAUAGUUACCUCGCUACCAACCUACAGUAUGACAAUAGUCACCUCGCUACCAACCUACAGUAUGACAAUAGUCACCUCGCUACCAACCUACAGUAUGACAAUAGUCACCUCGCUACCAACCUACAGUAUGACAAUAGUCACCUCGCUACCAACCUACAGUAUGACAAUAGUCACCUCGCUACCAACCUACAGUAUGACAAUAGUCACCUCGCUACCAACCUACAGUAUGACAAUUGUCACCUCGCUACCAACCUAUAUUACCUCGCUACCAACCUACAGUAUAACAAUAAUCCCCUCGCUACCAACGUACAGGAUGACAAUUGUCACCUCGCUAUCAACCUACAGUAUGACAAGUGUCACCUCGCUACCAACCUACAGUAUGACAAGUGUCACCUCGCUACCAACGUACAGUAUGACAAUAGUUACCUCGCUACCACCCUACAGUAUGACAAUAGCUACCUCGCUACCAACCUACAGUAUGACAAUAAUUACAUCGCUACCAACCUACAGAAUGACAAUAGUCACCUCGCUACCGGCGUACAGUAUGACAAUUGUCAUCUCGCUACCAACAUACAGUAUGACAAUUGUCACCUCGCUACCAACCUACAGUAUGGCAAUAGUCACCUGGCUACCAACCUUCAGCAUGACAAUAGUUACCUCGCUACCAACCUACAGUAUGACAAUAGUCACCUCGCUACCAACCUACAGUAUGACAAUUGUCAUCUAGCUAACAACCUACAGUAUAACAUGAGUGUCAUCUCACUUCUAACCCAUUGUAUGGCAAUAAUGGUCAACUUCCUAUCAACCUAG
Molecule: messenger RNA, 1674 nt
Organism: Mizuhopecten yessoensis (Yesso scallop)
Lineage: Eukaryota; Metazoa; Mollusca; Bivalvia; Pectinida; Pectinidae
Exons: 3
Coding region: 1-1674 (557 amino acids)
Source: RefSeq, a predicted model, not a curated record